This is a messenger RNA of Kazachstania africana CBS 2517, 2490 nucleotides long. RefSeq names its product Epl1p (gene EPL1). Gene Ontology annotation, biological process: regulation of transcription by RNA polymerase II. Lineage: Eukaryota; Fungi; Ascomycota; Saccharomycetes; Saccharomycetales; Saccharomycetaceae. The transcript has a single exon. Gene Ontology annotation, cellular component: piccolo histone acetyltransferase complex. The coding region runs from base 1 to 2490 and encodes 829 amino acids. The record is from RefSeq and is a predicted model, not a curated record.
AUGCCUAAUCCUACCGUUCGUAAUGAUAAAGACUUAAAUACCCGUUUCAGACAUCGAAAGAUAUCCGUCAAGCAAAGACUAAGAAUAUACCAGCCAAAUGAUUUGAAAAAUCUGGAUAAAGAUGAACUACAACAGCGUGAAGUUGUCGACAUAGAGACAGGUGUUGAAAAAAAUGAGGAAAAAGAAGUUCAUCUUUUAAAAAUUUUACAAAAGGGUAGCAAUCAACAGAUAAAUGAUAAAAAGAAGGAAUACAUCCCGACGCCAAGCGCGUCCACUACCUGGAAUGAAUAUGACGACUUUUAUUAUGGUAAAUUUCAAAGUCCUGUUGGCUAUAUUAAAUUUUCUGCUACCGUGGAAGAUUGUUGUGGCGCUGCAUAUAAUAUGGAUGAAACCGACGAAAUAUUCCUUAAAGAUGAAAUAAAUGAUAGAGAAGAAUUUAAAGAUAAUCAAUUGAGUGAAGACGAAUUUGAAAUUCUGUGUACAACAUUUGAAAAUGCUAUACGAGAGAGACAACCUUUUCUUGGUAUGGAUCCCGAAACAAUACUGUCAUUUGAGGAAAUAAAGCCGACCUUAUUGAAAGUCGACUAUGAUGACAAUGGGAUAAGAUCUGCAUUGACUAGCGAACUAAACUUUAAUAAUGAGAAAAGGUUUUUGACAAAAUUUGAUUCACCUUCUCAGGCAUACCUAAGAGCUCUACCCAUUUUGAUCGAAAGUUACGGCUCCAAGGUUUACGAUCACUGGAAGCUACGUAAAAUUGAAUCCAAUGGUACUGAAAUUUUCCCACAAUUAAAGUUUGAACGUCCUGGUGAAAAAGAAGAAGUCGAUCCUUAUGUUUGUUUCCGUAGAAGAGAAGUUAGGCACCCAAGAAAGACAAGACGUAUCGAUAUUAUAAAUAGUCAAAAAUUGAGAUUAUUGCGAAAAGAAUUGGAACAUGCAAAGGAAUUAGCUUUUCUAGUUGCAAAACGUGAACAAGCUUCGUUGAAGCUUCUCGAGGCUGAAUCAGAUGUGUUCAGUGAUAGAUGUCAGAUAAAGAGUUUGAAGCGUAAUCUAAAUCUCAGUGCGGAAGAAGACGAUUUGAUUAAUCAUAAGAGAAAACGUACGAACUUGAUCACCUUGGAAAAGAAGAAACAACUCGAAGAGGAAGCGUUGGCUGCCAAGUUGGCAAAAGAAAGAGCCGAAGCAGCUGCUGCAAUUACAUCAGAUUCAUCAAUGAGAAAAGCAAACAAGGGAAAAUUGUCGAAGCGACAGCUAGAACAGAUGGUAAAAUCUGGUGCCAAAUUAACUAAACAACAAUUACAACAAUUGAAACAAUACCAAAAGAAUGAUAACAGCAAGCUUGAUAACUCUCUUAAACAACUACAGCAAGAAAAGAACAAGCUGGCUUUGCAAUCCCAACAACAAGCACCUUCUGUUGCAUCUCAUGUCUACGUAAAGUUACCAUCAUCCAAGGUUCCUGAUAUUGUGCUAGAUGAUGUUGACAACCUUCUAUCCAGUAAAGAAAGGAAUGCGAGAAAUUAUGUUCAGGAAAGAAUGGAAAAGAGAAGAAUUGAGGAUGCCAAUAUGUUCUUCAAUUUAACAGAUGAUCCUUUCAAUCCAAUAUUUGAUAUAACUUUACCAAACAGUGUUGCUCCAAGCGAUGCGCCCUUUUCAUCAAUUGCUUCUUCCAAAUUUGAAAUUGAUAAGUCCUAUUAUGUUCCAGAUUUAAGAGAUUAUCUAAAUGGUACAACUGAUAACAUUAUUGUUUUCAAUAAGGACGGUGAAAAAAUUACCACAAAUACAGAGCAAUAUAAAAAAUUAGAAAUUUAUGAUCCUUUCCAACAAAGAAAGGAAAUUCAUUCUAGAGAAUACCCAGUUAAAUUUAGAAGACGUAUCGGUAGAUGUAACAUACAAUAUUUCGAUCGUAAACCCAAUGGCUCAUUUCCCGAAAAGUAUAGUAGCCUGAAUGAAUUUAUAGAUUUUGAUGCUAUCGAAAAGGAAGAAUAUGGUGACGCUCAGAAGGCCAUUAACGUAUACGAUUCAAAAGCUGACGAGUUAGUAAGGCUAUAUGAUAAAUGGAAAUAUGAUUCUCCCCAAAAUGAUUACGGAUUGCCAUUUUCUGUCGAGCCUUCCAAACUGAAUAAAAUUUCUAAUGAAACUCAAGUCAUACGUUUUGGUACCAUGCUAGGUAGUAAGUCCUACGAACAGCUUAGAAAAUCCACAAUAAAAUAUCGCCGGGAAUAUAUUGCCAGAAUUAAGCAGCAAAAAAUUGAUGCACAGCAAUCGCUGCAACAAGAUCAACAAAGUCAACGAGAAUCACCAGCUCCUGGUACUCAAAUCAACAAAAGCAACUCUAAUUCUACCUCUAGCAUUGCACUAUCACCAAAAAUGCAAUCAACUGUGCCUUUGACUAGUCCAUCCGAUAAUCCUGUAAUUAAAAACGAAACUAAAUUUGGGUCAACUCCUUCGCCGAUGUCACAGGCUGUCCCCGUAACUCAAAAAAAGACAUCUUAA